This is a messenger RNA of Erpetoichthys calabaricus (reedfish), 3812 nucleotides long. RefSeq names its product solute carrier family 22 member 7-like. Gene Ontology annotation, molecular function: transmembrane transporter activity. Gene Ontology annotation, biological process: transmembrane transport. The coding region runs from base 396 to 2036 and encodes 546 amino acids. The transcript has 13 exons. Gene Ontology annotation, cellular component: membrane. NCBI's taxonomy places the organism in Eukaryota, Metazoa, Chordata, Cladistia, Polypteriformes, Polypteridae. The record is from RefSeq and is a predicted model, not a curated record.
CUAGCUGGCAAACAUGACUCCUCUCCGCAGGGAGCAGGUAUUUAGUCUGCCAAGCAGCUUGUGCUGCCCUGGUAUGUGCUAACCUGGCAUGUCUGCUAAUCCUCCAUGAAACACGGAGCAGCAGAGCGGCACACGAGGGACGACAUUGCACAUCUCGAGCAGGGUUUAUGUGUGGUAAAAUCCAGUCUGGGGUGGCACAGUAGGGCACUGUCUAGCUUUGCUGUCCCACAGCCCCGGAAUGUGGGGUUCUGUCCCAGUCUGUUCUCAGUCCACAGUACAUCAAGUCUGCACAGCGCCCCCCUGUGUCUGUGUCCUUUUUUCUCCAGGUGCUCCGAUUUUCUUCAGUCAUCCUAAAGACAUGAAGCCGUCUGCAUCACAGAUCAUCUCAAGCCACCAUGAGGUUCGAAGAGCUCCUUUCUGAGGUGGGUGGAUUCUCUUGGUUCCAGCUGAGGAUUGUCCUUCUACUUUGUAUCCCAAGAAUCAUUCUGCCCUUCCAUUUUCUUCUACACAACUUCAUCUCGGCGGUGCCGUCCCAUCGCUGUUCACUUUACCCAUCAGAGAAUGCAAGCACCUUCUACAUGGACACAGAGAGGCUGAAGGGAAGCAUCCCGAGAGAGGCCGACGGCUCUCUCAGCUCCUGCAGGGCCUUCUUGCCACAGCAGUCCACUAACGCCUCUGAAGGACCUUCAGCACUUCUUCCUUGCCAGUAUGGCUGGGUGUACGAUAAAAGCCAACUGACGUCCACCACAGCGACUGAGUGGGAUUUGGUGUGUGAUAAUAAAACACAGAAUCAGGUCCUGGCAAUGUACUUCUUCAUUGGCGUCACCCUGGGAGCGAUCAUUUUUGGAUAUUGCUCAGAUAAGUUUGGCUGGAAGGCAAUGCUCCUGGUGUUGUUUGUUGCUUCUGCGAUUUUUGGGACGAUGUCUGCCUUCUCAGUUUCCUACGUGAUGUUUGCAGUAACCAGGACCCUGUGUGGCGUGGCCUUGACUGGCAUGUCGAUCAUUUCCAUAGUUCUAAGUCUAGAGUGGAUUGAUGUCAAGCAUCACACUUUCACCGGGACAAUUAUUGGGCUUUCCUGGAACGUGGGCAGCAUGCUCCUAGCCUUGGUGGCGUAUUUCAUCAGAGACUGGCGGCAUCUGCUGCUUGCUGUCACAUCGCCUUGCAUUCUUGCUAUAAUCUCCUGGUGGUGGAUCCCAGAGUCAGUCAGAUGGCAAGUGACCAAUCGGCACAUAACAAAAGCCCAUAAGCAACUUUUAAAUUGUGCCAAAAUGAAUGGGAAGCACCAGUUUGCAUCAUGCAUUACCACAGAGACCAUAAGCAAAAUAACCUUUGCAGAAGAUUCCAUCCAAAACUAUUCUUAUGUGCACCUGGUGAAGACCCCCAAGAUGAGAAGACUUGUGUUUUGUUCUGGAAUCGUAUGGUUUGGUGUCGCAUUGUCUUAUUACGGAAUCAGCCUAAAGAUAUCUGGCUUUGGAGUGAAUAUAUAUCUCACUCAGUUCAUCUAUGGCGCCAUUGAGGUUCCUGCAAAAUGUGCCACUUAUUUCGCCCUGAACAAAAUAGGGAGAAGAAAAGGUCAAGCUUGGUCUCUUAUUAUAACUGGCGUAUUAAUUGGACUAAACACACUCAUUCCUGCAGAGCAAGAAUGGAUUCGCACUUUCAUUGCCGUUCUUGGGAAGGGUUUCUCCGAAGCUUCCUUUACUAUUGCCUUUCUGUAUACAGCGGAGCUUUUCCCUACUGUACUCAGACAAAGCGGCCUAGGCUAUACUUCGUUCAUGGGCCGUAUGGGAGUUUCUUUAGCCCCUCUGGUCAUAAUUCUAGAAGAUAUAUGGUCCUCCUUGCCGUCUGCCAUUUUUUCUACUGCUGCCAUUUUGUGUGGAUGUACAGCAUUUCUUCUUUCUGAAACUCACAAUUUCCGAUUGCCAGAGACAGUCGCGGAUGUGGAACAAGACAAGCACAAACUGGAUCCAGUUAAUGAUAUUCAGGAAGAGAUCAAUGGAAUUGCCAUGAAUUCAGUCAUCCGGUCUGAAUUACUGUGACAACUGAGAAGAAGAAGAACAUUGGUUUGUAAAGCUGUGUAUUAUAAUCCCUGAGAAAAUGGUGAGAUGGCACCAAACAGGACAGACAAUAACAGUCAGACCGGGGACGAUAAGAGAGCACAAGCCAACUUUCCAAAAAUGUAUACUGAUGGCGUAGUGAAUGAAACGAUAAAGAUCGUAGCACUAAAGUCGUGUUGGAAGUGCCUUCAACUUCCUCUAAUGCCAUGAGAUAUUCCACCAGGUAGAACAGAACAGAGAUGAGGACAAGGACGACACAGUAACAAUACCAGAGGAAUGCUCAAAGUAAUGACCACGGAGAAAAAAAUUUGAAAGAGCUCAAGUAAAAAGGUCCUUACACGGUCUAAACUACAACAGAUUUUGUUUCCAUAGUGAAUCUGACACAUGGAUGAAGCCCUUGUUAUGCUGCACUUUUAAAUGCAAAAAUACAUGAAGUCCUGCACAUUCGGUCAUGAGACUACCUACAGACAUAAAUAUCACGGCCUCUGACAUACAAAUUAGCACAAAGAGCAGUGCCCAUAAGGAAAAAAACAAACAAGAGUGUGCCAUCACCAUCCUAAUCAAAAAACACAGCAUAUUGAGGGCCACGUCAAUAGUCCAGAAAUGCACAAAAACUUAAAAAAUGGGAAACUGGGAUUGCAACAAUGCAGUGCAGCAAUGAGUCUGAAAGGAUCCUCAUCUUCAUAGUCAAACAUUUCACUGCUAUAAAAUGACAACUUACUUAAACAAGUCCACAUGCAAAAAAAUUUCCCUUAGUGUCCGAAUCACUUUCUAACAAUCCUGUUUCAGUUUGUCCACUUAAUUUUAUGGAAGAAGAUGAUCCGCUGUGGCAACCCCUAACGGGAGCAGCUGAAAGAAGAAGAACAAGUGCCCGAAUCACUUUCAAAAUGCAGUAAAACCAGACCAUAUAAGGGUGUCAAUCCACUCAAAAUCCAGUAUACAAACAACUGGACAGAGGGGACUCCCUACUCCACUCUUAGAUUAAUAUACAUUUUAACAACGAGCAUGAGACUUUAAAAAGGGGACCACACUGAAUGAUAAGUUAUGACCCAUUUUGGAACAAUGAAAAUCUGGUCAGCCCACCCAAUUUCCAAGCUCUUCCACACUAUAUAUGUAUGAUAAAUUACCUUCAAGUCUGAACAGCAUUUUCUGUUUCACUGGCCCCCCCGAGUACAUGAAACGACCUCCUGCUGGGGGUGAAAGACUUUCACAGCCUGAGACAGGCAAAGAGGCGAAGAGCACAUGCCGACUUCUUUUAAAAUGGCACAGUCUCUGGGCUUUUCAUUUGUUCUCCUUUUUUGUGGAUUGAUACUUGAGAACAUUCAUACUCUAAAGAUGGACGUAUUUAGAAAGUUUUAAGGCUUUUCUUUUCAAAGUUGGACUGGUAACCUGUAGACCCUUUUUAAACCACAAGAACUGCUCCAGUAUUUUAUUAAAAAUGCUUGACAUUAUAAUAGUUUCCCACAGCAAAUUAAUGUACAUCAUCAUUGUGAAAAAAUAAAACUUUGUCUUGAAAAAUACUGAAUUUAACCUUUAAGCAAUUAGUCACAUCUGAUCCCUUUUAUGGCUGCACAUAAUGCAUUACAGCCAUGCCAGCUUAGCGGGGUUCAAAUUUAUAUUAAAGUGAGUGAUGAAGGAUUUCCUAAUAAAAAUAAUAAUAAUAAUAAUACUACAUUUUAUUUAUAUAGCACUUUAAUCUAAAUCAAAUGUUAUGUGAAUGAACUUGCAGUUGUUUCUUUUAUACUCCGUUUGUAAUAA